AUGGAUUUCAUCCCUGAUUCAGAGAUCAGUGCUCUGGCGACACACAAAUUUCAAUCCGCCGGCUACACCUGGCUGGAUGAAAGGAUGGAUCCAUUUUGGUCUAGCGUCGCACAACGAAUUCCGAGGUAUAUUUCGCCGAACCUUAUUUCGGUCCUGGGUGGAUUUUGCUGCGCGCUUGCUGCGGUCUUUACAGUCCUAGCGAAUCACAUCCGGUGGAUUCCGCUGUAUUUCGUGGGGCCCUUUCUGAUAUUCGUAUACAUGACCUGCGACGCCGUGGACGGGAAGCAUGCGCGGCGGACCAAGCAAAGCACCCCGCUUGGGGCUGUGGUCGACCACGGCAUCGACGCAUUCUGUGCCUUUACGACGGGGAUCGCUGUGGUUGUCACAGCCGAUCCCGAGCUGAAGGAUCCCCGGCUAAUGCUGGCCUUUUGCCUGUUUCAUGGCUCCUGGUUCUGCGCUCAGUGGGGCGAGCUAGUCCUGGGUUCCUUGGAUCAGCGCGGGAUCACUGAGGGCGAGUUUGCCUCCAUGGCUGUUAUUGCGCUGCCGGGGAUCUUUGGCCCAGAUGCUGCCAAGUCUCGUAUACCUGCUUGGGUCCCUUAUUUUCGAAACCAGCCCAUCCUCGAUCCUGUAAUGAUUGGAGUCAUCGUUGUUUGUGGUGGCGUUUGCCUGUCCUUUGCUUUGCGCAUCUUCCUGAAAGUACAGGGCCUGGACCGGCUCAGGGCCGCAUUUCCUCUCGUCCACUUAGCUGUGCACACCAGCGCUGCCAUGCAGCUGGCCACUUCUCCACUUCGGCCACAGUUUCCUCUGCUCACCUUCACGGUAGUUGGCAUGAAUGCCGCGCUUCUGAUGACGAAGAUGCGCUUCAUGGCCACAUUUCGCGUUCCCUGGCCAGCGCUGCACUGGGAGGCACUACCCUUCCUGGCCGGGAGCGGAGUCGAGGCCUUGGGCUUCAUGAUCGGAGCUGGUGGAUGGCUCCUCAUCGCCCUUCUCGAGCUGGCCUUGCUUCUGGUGAUGUGGGAUCGGCUCCUGCGUCGUAUCUGCAGCCGUCUCAAUGUGCCCUUCCUCGCUGAGGUGCCUUUGAAGGACGGCUAG
Molecule: messenger RNA, 1092 nt
Organism: Symbiodinium sp. CCMP2456
Lineage: Eukaryota; Dinophyceae; Suessiales; Symbiodiniaceae
Source: the annotation of a GenBank genome assembly